AUGUCUAUAGUUUUCAACCCAAGCGUCCGCUGCCAGCUGCCUGUUCUUCUGCUACUGCUCCAAGGGAUACUGAUAGCCAUCUUUGCCGUGUUUCUGAGCUACGAUGAACCUUCAAGUGCCGCAUCCCUUUCCAACAUCACAGUGGCAAAAAAUAACCACCUGGACACUUAUUUUCUGCUCUUUAAAGAUGUUCAGCUCAUGCUGUUUGUUGGACUUGGACUUCUGCUUUCAUUUCUCAAGCUUUAUGGCUUUGGGGCCAUGGCCUUCAACUUAUUGAUAGCCAAUUUCUCCAUACAGUGGGCUGUGCUUGUUCAAGGCUUUUUCUACCAUUACAGAGACGGGAAGAUCCACUUUGGCCUGGAGAAUGUGAUGCACGCUGAAUUUGCUGCUGUCACUGCCCUUAUUUCUGCUGGGGCCAUUCUGGGAAGAUCCAGCCCUGUCCAGCUGCUGUUGCUAUCCAUGCUAGAGAUUCCACUAUUUGUGUUGAACGAUUGGCUUAUUAAUUACUAUUUCCGUAUAAUUGAUGUUGGAGGUACAGUUGCUAUCCAUGUUUUCUCUUGCUAUUUUGGCCUGGGUGUUUCUCGGAUGCUCUACCGCCCCAGGCUACGAGCAGGUCACUUGAAAAACAUUACAACCCCUACCACGGACCUCCUUUCACUGUUGGGGGCAAUUAUACUUUGGAUCUUUUGGCCAAGCUUCAACUCUGUCUUAGCCAAGUCUGCCGAGGCUCAGCACAGAGCGGUUUUGAACACAUUUCUUGCACUUAGUUUCAGCACCCUCACUACCUUUGCUCUGUCUAGCCUGAUGGACAGGAGAGGACGCAUCAGCUUGGUGCACCUACAGAAUUCAAUUCUGGCUGGAGGAGUGGCUGUUGGAGCUUCUGCAGACAUGAUGAUUACCCCAGCAGGGGCAUCUGGAUUGGGAUGUAUUGCAGCUUUGUCCUGUAUUCUUGGUUUCCAAUACAUCUCUCCCUUUCUAGAAAAAAAACUCAAAGUACAAGACCAGUGCGGAAUCCAUAACUUGCAUGGGCUGCCAGCCAUCAUUGGCACUCUGGGCAGCAUUUUAGCCAUUCUUUUUGAAAGAGUGGACACUGCUGGACAUGUGUUCACUUCAGACAUUCCUAUAGAGAAAGAGUCGCUUAUUCCAGACACAGCAGAAGGUAAUGGAGCCUGGAAUGCAACUGAUCAAGCACUGAAUCAAGCAGCUGCACUAGGGGUCACCUUUGGUGUGUCACUUCUUGGAGGUUAUAUAACUGGGUUACUUUUGAAGCCCCCUUGUCUUGUCCAUCCAUCUGAUGAAAUGUGCUUCGAUGAUCAGCCCUAUUUCCAGAUUGCCAUAGACUCAGAAGAAACAUGGAGCUUAAAUCUUAAAGCCCAGGGAGAACUGCUAGUGCCACUGAAACAAGUGUAGCAGAAUACUAAUAUGCCUGGCUUCCACUAUAUCUUUCAGUGGGAUAUUCUGUUUAAUCCUAAUGUGAUAGAUGGAAAUAUCUGUGAAUGGGUAUUGGGAUUACACAGCGUUAAAAACUACUCAUUGGUUUUGCUAUAAA
This is a messenger RNA of Xenopus laevis (African clawed frog), 1549 nucleotides long. It is a transcript of the gene rhagl.S, whose product is annotated as ammonium transporter Rh type A-like. NCBI's taxonomy places the organism in Eukaryota, Metazoa, Chordata, Amphibia, Anura, Pipidae. The record is from RefSeq and is a predicted model, not a curated record. Bases 1 to 1410 code for a protein of 469 amino acids. The transcript has a single exon.